Molecule: messenger RNA, 7173 nt
Organism: Callorhinus ursinus (northern fur seal)
Lineage: Eukaryota; Metazoa; Chordata; Mammalia; Carnivora; Otariidae
Gene: SLC45A4
Product: solute carrier family 45 member 4
Biological process (GO): transmembrane transport
Cellular component (GO): membrane
Molecular function (GO): sucrose:proton symporter activity
Source: RefSeq, a predicted model, not a curated record
CUCCUGAACCCGUUUCCUCCUCCACCAGGCAGCCCUCUUUGACCCUCUUUGACUCUUGGAUGACAGUGAAGUUGCCUGUGUAAAAUCUAUUCACUGUGCCACUGCGUUUGCUCGGCUUGAGGAAGGGAAGCCAGCUGUGUUAAUGCCUAGCCUCCUUGAAUGACAGAUCAGCCGGUCACUCGAUGGGGAGCAACGGCGGACCUCCUUUUUCUGUCACCUUCCCACCUCUCUGUAGCAAGAAAAAUAACUUCAGCACCUCUUCGAUAAUAAUGAUGAAACUGGUAUUAACUGAAUGGCAAUUAUGGAUUUUUAACUCUCAUUCACAGUAAACGAGCAGGCCAUAUGUUUAAGAUCCAACCAAAAAUCAUUUUGUUUUGCUGCGUGUCCCACCCGCUCGUGAGAAGCUGCGAGAUCUCUGUUUGUACAAAGAGGGAUGUAAGCAUUACUUGCCGGAGGGACACAACUGAAGCAGAGAGAGAAGGCGUCCUAGUUUACCCUUAAAGAUACCUGGUAGUAUUAUUUAUGUAGGUAGAGGAAAAUAUAUAUAUAUACACACACACGCACAUAUAUAUGUUUUUGUUGGUAAUGAGAAUGGCCCCACAGAACGCCGACUCGGAAUCUAUGCAAGUCCAGGAGUUGCCUGUGCCCCUGCCGGAUCUGCAGAAGCCGGGAAGCGCCGAUACCCACGACGAGACCAUCAGCGAGGGGUCCAUAGACCGGAUCCCCGUGCGCCUGUGGGUGAUGCACGGGGCCGUGAUGUUUGGCAGGGAGUUCUGUUACGCCAUGGAGACGGCGUUGGUCACGCCGAUCCUCUUGCAGAUUGGCCUUCCGGAGCAGUACUACAGCCUCACCUGGUUCCUGAGCCCCAUCCUCGGCCUCAUCUUCACGCCCAUCAUCGGCUCCGCCAGUGACCGCUGCACCCUGAGCUGGGGCCGCCGGCGGCCCUUCAUCCUUGCCCUGUGCGUCGGCGUGCUCUUCGGCGUGGCACUCUUCCUUAACGGCUCUGCCAUCGGUCUGUCCCUUGGCGAUGUCCCCAACCGGCAGCCCAUUGGCAUCGUCCUCACGGUGCUGGGGGUGGUCGUCCUGGAUUUCAGCGCCGACGCGACCGAGGGCCCCAUCCGGGCCUACCUGCUGGACGUGGUGGACAGUGAAGAGCAGAACAUGGCCCUUAACACCCAUGCCUUCUCCGCCGGCCUCGGCGGGGCCGUCGGCUACGUGCUGGGGGGGCUGGACUGGACGCAGACCUUCCUGGGCGCCUGGCUCCGGACACAGAACCAGGUGCUCUUCUUCUUCGCGGCCAUCAUCUUCGUGGUGUCGGUGGCCCUGCACCUGCUCAGCAUCGAGGAGGAGCAGUACAGCCCCCAGCAGGAGCGGGGCGGGGAGGGGGCCGACGCCCUGCCCCCCACUGCCCGUGUGAAUGUUCUGGACGGCGGCGUGGCCCUGUUCCCCGAGGAGGUGCAGUCGGAGCACGAGCUCACGCUGGACUACCUGAGCGUGGACAUGGUGCGCAGCAAGAGCGACUCGGUGCUGCAUGUGCCGGACGCCGCCCUGGACCUGGAGCCCGAGCUGCCCUUCCUGCCCGACAUCGAGCCCUCCAUCUUCCACGACGGCUCUUACCCCGGCACCCCCCGCAGCACCAGCCAGGAGCUCGCCAGAGCCAGGCCACCGCCCCGCCUGGCCUCACUGCUCAGGGAAACGGCGAAAGAGGACGAGACGCUGCUCGAUAAUCACUUGAAUGAAGCCAAAGUCCCCAACGGCAGCGGCUCCCCCCCAAAAGACGGCCCCGUGGGCUACACGAGGGUGGACGUGAAGCCCCCCGCCGCGUCCGGCUCCAUGAGGCGGCGCAGGCACAUGUUCCGGCGGCAGGCCUCCAGCACCUUCUCCUACUAUGGCAAGAUCGGCUCCCACCGCUACCGGUACCGGCGGGCCAACGCUGUGGUGCUCAUCAAGCCCUCGCGCAGCAUGAGCGACCUGUACGACCUGCAGAAGCGGCAGCGACAGCGCUGCCGGCACCGGAACCAGAGCGGGGCCACCACCUCGAGCGGCGACACGGAGAGCGAGGAGGGCGAGGGCGAGACCACCGUGCGGCUGCUCUGGCUGUCCAUGCUGAAGAUGCCCAGGGAGCUGAUGCGUCUCUGCCUCUGCCACCUGCUCACCUGGUUCUCUGUCAUCGCCGAGGCGGUCUUCUACACCGACUUCAUGGGCCAGGUCAUCUUCGAAGGGGACCCCAAGGCCCCCUCUAACUCGACCGCCUGGCAGGCCUACAAUGCUGGCGUGAAGAUGGGCUGCUGGGGCCUGGUGAUUUACGCGGCCACCGGUGCAAUUUGUUCAGCCCUGUUACAGAAAUACUUGGACAACUAUGAUCUGAGCAUCAGGGUCAUCUACGUGCUGGGGACUCUGGGCUUCUCCAUCGGCACAGCCGUGAUGGCCAUGUUCGCCAACGUCUAUGUUGCCAUGAUCAUGAUCAGCACCAUGGGCAUAGUCUCCAUGAGCAUCUCCUACUGCCCCUACGCCCUGCUUGGGCAGUACCAUGACAUCAAGGAGUAUGUGCACCACAGCCCCGGGAACUCCAAGCGCGGCUUUGGCAUAGACUGCGCAAUCCUCUCCUGCCAAGUGUACAUCUCCCAGAUCCUGGUGGCGUCCGCCCUCGGGGGCGUGGUGGACGCCGUUGGGAGCGUGCGUGUCAUUCCCGUGGUGGCCUCCGUGGGCUCUUUCUUGGGCUUCCUGACAGCCACGUUCCUGGUGAUCUACCCGGAGGUGUCUGAGGAGGCCAAGGAGGAGCAGAAAGGCCUGUCGCGCCAGCCGUCAGGUGACGGCGGGGACGGCAGCCAGAAGCCCACCGUGCUGACGCUGUCCCGGAAGCAGGGCCUGCAGGGGCUGGUGGAGACAGAGUCCAUGGUCUGAGCCUCGCCCCUGUGCACACACAUUCCGGGGGGGGGGGGGGGGGGGGGGGGUGGGCAGGGGUGGUCACUGUUGGCUUUGGUGGCAGCACAAAGCAGAGUUCCUUCACAACACGGGUGGGGGUGCGGUGGUCGUAGGGUAGGCCUGAGCCACUAGGCAAAAACACCACACUAACUACUCUUUCCACAAUUAAAUCAUUUGAAAUAUUUUUUUUUAAUUGAAAAGGAUCUUCUAAUUUCAACUCUUUUAUUCCGCAGGUAUAUUACUCUGCAUGUUUUUUAAAAUUACAAGUCAGAUUUACAAUAGACACAGGCAAUUUAGAGAAAAGUAAGAUUUUCAUUUCCAAGGUUAUAAUUGGAAACAGAAGUAUGUGCUGUCCUUCGUGUAGCCGGUGACUGAACCUUUCCACGCCUCUCUGGACGCCUGCAGGCGUUGGGACUUCCUGUCAGAUCUCACGUUUUGUUGGUGCUGCAGUCACUGGAGAGUAUUUUUCUUUAUUGUUAUUUUAGAAAACAAUGUUUUUUCUUUCAAAACUGGUUUCCUUAGAAGAAACAGCGUUUCUUCUUUUUCCUCAGAGAUUCUGACAGAUGGCGUGAGCGGCAGGCCCGCCUCUGGGCAGCAGGAGGCGGCAGCCGCACCCCCACCCACAGGGAGGCAGGGCCCCAGGGACCCCGUGGGCGGGAGAGGGUGAUCGGAGGGUGACCCACGGGGACGGCGGGCUGGGACGGGCACCCGCGGCGGGCAGCGUCCCAACUGGCAGAUGGGCCCCCCCCCCCCGGUAGGCGGGCGCGCGUGUCCAUGCCCAGACCCCCGACCCCGUCAUCUUUGUCCGAAGCUCCCCAGAGCGGUGGUGGACUCUUUCAUUGCACUUUGACUCGUGUUUCAACCAUUUGUUGGGGAAAUCAUGAGGGCAGAGCUCCAGGCGUGGCCUUGCCCCCUGGGUCCUGCCACCAGGCCUACCUCGGGUGUGUGGGGCGCGGCCCCGGCGCGUGUGAACUCCUCAUGCUGGGACUCUACUGACCUCUUCUGACCUCUUCGCCUGCUCCUCUCGCGCGACUCUGGAACCGGAGCAGUGGCAAAGUGAAGCAAGUGUCUGGGCCCAAAGGAAGGUCCACUCCCCCAGAGGACUCUGGCGGUGUUUUCUGCUUCCAGCGUCUAAGCCAAACCCGGACUUUGGGGAAAGUACAGUCACGAAAUGCUGCAGCUACUUGGGAAUGCUUUCCAAACCACAGUCUCUUUAUAACUGAGCAGUUUCUGCUUUUCUUACUUGGAAUGGUCAGUCUAAGCUUCCUGGUGUCACCUGGACACAGACAAUGGUAAUACUUCGCUGCCUCAAGUUGUUUUUUAAAUAAAGAACUUUAGGAUGCAUGAACAAUCAUGCUGCAAUAUGAUCAUUCUAAAGCAAAUAUAUAUGCAUACAUAUAUAUAUAUAUAUAUAUUUCAAGAUGAGACUAAGCAGUUUUUAAAUAAAUUACUUGAAUUUUCUGUGUAUCCCAAGGACUGGCUGUCUAGUGUACUUGGCCAGCCUCUGGCCGCGCCGUGUCUCCCGGCCGCUGGUGGCGCGCUGUGCAGGCCGUGUUUGUGUCUUAGGACCAGCGGGGCCCGUCCACUCAGGAGCCCAGGACCUCGGAGGGCCGGCACCAGGACGCUAGCGUUCUCCGCGUGUUCACGCGUGAGGCUGGCCUCGUGAAUGUGGACCUUGGACAGGGAGAGUCUGUCCUGCUCCUGGAAGCGCUGGCUGGCCUGGGCACGAAGCCCCAGCUUCCUGCGCCAGCCAGGCUGGGCACCCUGGGCAGGUCCCUGUAUCCAGUUCACCCCAGCCCCCUGACAGCUUUGCGGCCCUGGGUCCCCCUGCUUUGGUUCUCAGGGCCCCAGGAGGGGCCUCCAGGGCACAGCCUCCAUCUAGCCAGCCUGCUCCGUAGGGGUCUCCCUGUGGCCAGAAAAGUGGGAAAAGUGGGCGGCAGGAGAGCGGACUAUGCGGGUGGUGGUGGAACAGUCCCGAAUCCAGACGUGACGUGAACGAGCGUUUGCCUCUGGGCCACCCACCUCCCUCCAGGGCCGGACGCACGAGGCCUGGCUGGGACUCGGCGUUUAGGCACAAGGAGCUUACGGUGGGACCCCUGUCAUCAAAGCGUGUUAGCCCUUGACGUCCCAGCCUCUUCCACUUCACCCUGCUCUGAAAUACCAAGGAGCCCAGGAGACACGUGGCUGAGGCUCCCUGUUAGAAGAGGAACAGUGCACCCCUCCCAGGACCAGCCGGCCUGGGCUGGGGGUGCUCCAGUAGCUGUCUAACGUGGAUGUUUAUGACCAGUCUUCCUCCCUCUGUAGGUCUGGUCUCGCAGACCUACGAGGAGAGGGAGGAGGUGCCUUGUGGUUUGGAUCAGAGUCGGUCUCCGGAGCUGCCUUCCUGGGCCCUCGUCCCGGGUGUGAGCACAGAGGGGCACCUCUGCCCACCCUCGAAGUGACAUGUCAGGAUCGCACUGUGUGUGCACCAGUGUCUUAAGAGCCGUGAGGAGGAGCCGGCCGUGGGCACAGCGUGGUUGCGCUCUGUGGCUCAGCGGAGGGUGGGAGGCGGUGUUCUCUAAUGCGGUAGCUCAGGUGGGCCCCAGGGGGACGGAGGAGAAUGUCCCAGAGCAGGCCAUCUUUGGCCUGGUGGUGGAGAGUUCUCUGACAGGCCCACGCGUGCCCGCUGGGUGGGCUGGCAGGUGUCGAUGCCCGGGACAGGGGUCCUGGGGUUUGUGGGCCUAGGUCCGUGGGCUGGGAGUGUGGCCGGCAGUUGGUUUACUGUGUAGUAUAAAUGGGCUGCUUACCAAAACAGGGUAAUGUGGGUCUGAUUGGCACUUUUGUUCCCUAUAAAAGUCAACGAAGUAAAAAAUCAAGGAGAUGACUCGAACCCGUGCAGCCGAAGUCUGGACUGUGCUGGAGCCGGGGUGGGGAGGUGGGCGGGCGUCUCAGCUGGCAGCCUCUGUGGCCCCCGCCCAGAGGCGCUCAGGUGUGUUCCUUAAAGGUACCAGUGUGGGGGGAAGUGGGUCUCUGACCCCCAAAUCCCCAAAGGGCAACCGGCGUGUGGGGCUGCAGGAAGCAGGAGGCGGAGGGGAGCUGAGCUCAGGCUGAGGGGCGGGGCUUCCUGUCCAUCCCCCGCCCCCCCCCCCCCCCCCCCCCCCGGGGUGGCACAGCCUGGCAGCCUGUGACGGCUAACGUGUGUGUCUGACGACUCGAGGAGGUGCUGACUGUUCCCUUCGGGGUCUGAUGGCGCCUGUGGCAGCUGGAGUUGGCGGCACCUGUCACUGACCAAGUUUGUAAAACACCCGCAGUUCACAGCUGACCCGCACGCGCUUCGCCAGAGACACUGACCAGCUAACCCUCAGUGAGGGCGCUGGCAGCCAGUCCUCUUGGGAGGGCGCUGCUGGGGACAGACCCGUCUCCUUCGUGUUGUAUCUGCGGGCAUCCAUCUCCCUGCCCGCUUCCGGGCCGCUUCCCGAGCACUCCUGGAGUGGGAGUGCGGCUGGAGGGGGACUCAGCCCAGCGCUCACCGGGAGUGGGGUCGAUGCGGCCCAUCUGGGGGCCCAGCCUCAAAGCUGCGCGUUACCUCCUCACGGGAAGCCAGCUGCCACCGUCCCGGCCCAAACCCCGAGUCUUGAGAUGGCCCUUUGGACAGCCCAUCCUCAGGAGCCGGCUCUUUCCACCGGGACCUCCGGCAGAGCUCAGUGCCCACCCCCCACCUGCUGAGUCCGCUGGCUCUCCCCUGGGCUGCUGGGGGCACGUCUCCUUGUGCCAUGGACUGAGAUGGUCUCUUGGUGGUGGAAGGACCCGUUUGUUGGAAAUGCCUCUUGUUACGAGAGAAACUCCCCAGGCAUCUCGGAGCAACACUAGUUCCAUUGUGAACUGGCCACGGGACUUUUUUUUAUCAACUUAUUAAGUUGGGGCAGUAUACUAGCUCUUGCUGAUUUUAGCAACGAUACAAGUGUGUGUUAAACACAAUGUUUUAUGAGGAAAGGGGAUUAUAAAGAAGAGUAAUAUCGCAUAUUAACUUUUUAUAUUAAGUGGUGCAAAGUGGCCUGAUGUCUCUGUGUCUGUACGCGAGCCCUCGGUUGUGUUGUUUCUUUCCAGGUACACUGAGCUUGCGUGUCGGCCUCAUUGUUGUGCACACGGUUGUUUGUGGGGCACUCCAUCUCCACACCGAGGCCGGCCUGGCCUCCCCCCAGGGCCUCCCUGGGUCUGUUUUGCUGUAACUCUGUGGUUAAAUCUUAAUAAACCUUCCCUACCAGGUGA